Molecule: messenger RNA, 920 nt
Organism: Cuscuta europaea
Lineage: Eukaryota; Viridiplantae; Streptophyta; Magnoliopsida; Solanales; Convolvulaceae
Source: the annotation of a GenBank genome assembly
UUUCUAUCUUAACGAACACUGCUGGUUCAUAUCAUUUUCGUAUCUGUUAGUUGUUGAAAACUUGGAAUUUGAAGGAACAGAAUCAGGCCAUGGCUGACGGCGACCGGAAACUUGAGUCUAAGAGUCGUCACCUCUUUGGGCGUCAGCAAUCUAUUCACAAGGUUCUUGGUGGAGGAAAAUUAGGAGAUGCGGUGCUAUGGAGAAAUAAAAGGACGAGUGCUCGGAUCCUGGGUGGGGCCACCCUGACCUGGCUUCUGCUUCAACGAUUUGAAUUCCGUGUGCUGGAGCUCGCUUCCCAUGUUGUAAUCCUCACUCUCGCCAUCUAUUUUUCGUGGUCAAAUGCUAGUACUGCUCUACUCAACAUAUCCACACCACCAAUUCCAGAAGUUCAAAUCUCGGAGAAGACAGUGUUGCGAAUUGCAUCUCAUAUUAGCAUUGCUUUCAAUAAGUGCUUCCUACUUCUACACGACAUUUCACUGGGAGGGGAUUUGACUAUGUUUCUCAAGGUCAUUUGUGGGCUAUGGAUAUUAGCAAUUUUGGGCGGCAGCUGCGAUUUCCUAACUCUAAUAUACAUAAGUGUUAUUAUAGUCCUCACGGUGCCGGUGGUUUACGAGAAAUACGAAGAGCAAGUGGAUGCAUUUGCAGAGAAAGGAAAGAUGGAGGUCAUUAAACACUACACUUGGUUACAUGCAAAUGUUUUGAGUAAGAUUCCAAGAGGACAUGUGAAAGCUAAGAGACACAAUUGAUUAAGAAGUUGGCUUAAUUGUACAUGCUUCAACGCGAUGUUGUAAUACAUAAACGACCUUUAAUUUUUAUAUAAUAAACAAUGAAAUGGUUUUUAUUUGUAUAUAGGGCAGUUUGGGAUGAUCAACUUCAUGUUUCGUCUUAAAUCUUAAAAGAUCAAACUCAUAGAGUUGUGG